CUGAAUCAAAUAAUUGCACAGUUAAUGACUCUCUCUAUACCGACCAAGUACACMGACCACCCCCACUUCCAGAUAUUGUAGAGUAGCUCCAUCUGGCUGGGUGCAUUAAACAAUCUCACAACACCUCGUCCAUAUGAUGUACAUAAAGCAUCCUGGGUAAUCACAGCUAMCUACACAAUACCAUCAACGAACCAAUCACAUUGCUGUGAUCGUCUCCAAAAGAUUCCCGAAACACGGAAAAUKUUCAUAUACUUUGGUGUUCCACGGUAAGCCAUGAAGUCUGUAGUGUUUUUUGUUCUUGCCGUAUGCUGGAGUGUAAGAGCAGAUCCAAGUUGUGGUGUUCGACAGUCAGAGGCUCGUAUUGUUCAAGGUCAUGAUGCGUCGCCCCAUGCAUGGCCAUGGCAGGUUUCACUGAGAGAAAAUGGUGGCCAUUCGUGUGGUGGUACAUUAAUCAGACCUGACUGGGUUUUGACAGCUACACACUGUAUCAUUAUGAAUCCUAGCGCUCAAAGUUACACUGUUGUUGUUGGAGCACAUCACUUGAAAGGAUCUUCACCAGUACAGCAAGAAAUUAGAGUCUCUAAAAUCUACAAACAUACUGGAUUCCGUCUGUACCACUAUAAAGAUGACAUCGCUCUACUYAAACUUGAACGACCAGCUAAACUCAGCUCCAAAGUAGCAUUGGCUUGUCUACCAAAGGCCGAGGCAGCGGUCGGUGACCAAUGUUAUCUGACAGGAUGGGGAUUCAUCCAUGGUUCCAAACCAAUCUUACCCGAUGUCCUGCAACAAGCUGUUAAACCAAUCGUAUCACAUGAAGACUGUAAGAAACAAUACAAAUCUGGUAUCUAUCGAUACACCCAUCUAUGUGCUGGGACAUCACGUGCCGACGGCUCUUCUGCCUGUCAGGGAGAUAGCGGGGGACCUUUGGUCUGCAAGGUUAGCGGUAAAUGGGUUGUACAUGGUAUUGUUAGUUUUAGCGCCAGUGGCUGUCUUCCCUCACGUUAUACAGUCUUCACUAGAGUGUCAUCGUAUCUGAAUUGGAUUUAUCASAGGACAGGCGAGCCAACAGUAGGUCCUCCUAAAACAAGACCACCUAUCGAACCACCAACAAGACCAUCUCGACCACCAACAAGGCCACCUGUCCAGAUUACUACCAGGAAGCCAGUUGCCAGCACACCAUCAAACUGCAGCGACAAGGCAUCAAACUGUAAUAAAAACUUCUGCAGUAACUGGAUGAUGAAACGUCUUUGUAAAAGAACAUGUGAUAACUGCAUGACAAUGUUUCGUUAUAAAACUGCUUUUGCUGAAAUAAUCGACCUUAUUUACCUCAAGAUGAAGGUACUUGUUGCUGUCUUGGUCGUUCUUUUGGGGGUGAAUUCCAUUGAAGCGAAGUGUGGUACUCGUCCAGGCGGAGCCCGUGUCAUCAAUGGCCAGAAUGCCUCACCCCAUGCUUGGCCYUGGCAGAUUUCACUUCGUAGAAAUGGAGGACAUWCAUGCGGUGGUUCAUUGAUCAGUCCAAACUGGGUGGURACCGCUGCACAUUGUGUACACAGGAAUACAAAUCCAAGAUCAUACACCGUUGUCGCAGGUGCUCACAGGAAGUUCGGAGGUACCACAAGCGUACARCAAACACUUCGCGUGUCUCAGAUUAUCGAACAUCCAAACUAUGAUGACAGACGCAUCAAUAACGACAUCGCRUUGUUACGACUUGCUUCUCCUGUUAAAAUGAGCGACAAGGUUGGUGCUGUUUGUUUGACUGAAACACGACCUCAACCAGRCAAGAGAUGCUACAUCACAGGUUGGGGUGCAAUAGUAGGCUCCACAGGACAAUCACCCCAAGUCCUUCAGCAGGCUGUUCUUCCCAUUGUAUCCCAUGAUGCUUGCAAAAAGAAGUACUAUGGAGUCAAUUCUGUUUCUCACAUCUGUGCUGGGGAGGGUCGAGCUGGUGCUUCUGGUGGGUGUAACGGUGACAGCGGUGGACCGUUGGUGUGCGAGGAAGGAGGAAGAUGGUAUCUUCACGGUGCUGUGAGCUUUGGAAAAUUACAUUGUCCAACUGAAUACUACACUGUAUUUGCUCGCGUGUCUCACUAUGUUAAUUGGAUUCAACAAACGACUGGAAUUGGACCAGGUGGCGGUGGAGUAAAUCCCUCUGUCCCUCCGACACAAAGACCACCACACCCACCCACAACUGUUACUGCAAAACCCCCACCCCCACCCACAACUGUUACUGCAAAACCCCCAACCCCACCCACAUAAAAGCCAACAAAUCCACCUGGAGGUUGUCAAGAUGACUGGAACCUUUGUUCAUAUCAUGUCCAUAACUGUAAGAACAGUUGGUAUUUGAAAAAACACUGUCGAAAAACAUGCAAGUUUUGUUGAUCCCCMAAGAAGCAAUUCAAGGMGGRCUACUGUWUAGGGUUUASAAAUUUUGA
Molecule: messenger RNA, 2432 nt
Organism: Exaiptasia diaphana
Lineage: Eukaryota; Metazoa; Cnidaria; Anthozoa; Actiniaria; Aiptasiidae
Product: CUB and peptidase domain-containing protein 2
Exons: 15
Coding region: 274-2256 (660 amino acids)
Biological process (GO): proteolysis
Molecular function (GO): serine-type endopeptidase activity
Source: RefSeq, a predicted model, not a curated record